AUGUUUCUCCUGGACUGGUUUUACGGUGUCCUCGCUUCGCUGGGUCUGUGGCAGAAAGAGGCGAAGAUUUUGUUUCUAGGGCUCGAUAAUGCGGGGAAGACCACGCUGCUUCACAUGUUGAAGGAUGAGGUCGGACAUCGGUUCUUUGUUGCACUUCCUCCACCUCGAAUAUUUUUCAUCUUUUUUUAUAAUUUCUGGUAAUUUCCAUCCGCGGGUGGAUUUAUUUGCUUCUCCCUUGUGUUAAAUUUUGGCAUCGUUUUUCUUGAAAUUAGAUGUUUCUUACUUGUGUUCAUGAAAACAGUCUCGCUAAUUUCUCUUUAUGACCCUCGAAUGCAGAGAUUGGUCCAACAUCAGCCCACGCAGUAUCCGACAUCAGAAGAAUUGAGUAUUGGGAAGAUCAAGUUCAAGGCUUUUGAUUUGGGCGGUCAUCAGAUCGCACGCCGAGUCUGGAAGGACUACUAUGCCAAAGUAUGCCUGCCUUCUUUCAUCUUUAUCACUUGUUUUGCCGCAUUCUAUUUGGUGAUCUAUGGAUCCGGAUAUGAUUUACGCCAAUGAGCUUGUAUGCUUUUACCAGAAUAUCGCUUGCCAAGUAUUCUUGAUGCAUCAGACGUUAAUGAUAUCCAACUGGGCAGCAGGUUUUCGUCACAUCUGUUGUUUGUUAUUUUCUGAUUCGCUCUUUCUAUUGCUUGUAUGCUUCCUACGAAUCAUCUGUGAUAUACGAUUGGGUUUCCAGGAGUAGUGUUUUAUUUCUCUACCCUAAAUGUACAUGGAAAUUCUUGACGUAUUUUACGAUUUUUUAUUUGUUCACAACUUCGCAUCACUGAAACUGCUUCUAGUCCUCAUUCCCUUUCUGUUAACGAGGACUAGAAUUCCUAAUUUUUUAGUAGAGCGUCAGAUGUUGUUGUUCGUGUUAUGCUUUUUGAGGUGUUUCUAUUUUGCUGCACUUCGCAUUAUUCAUUUAGUUCAGUACUAUCUUAGUACUUCUCUUUUCUCUGAAUUUUUCCUUUUAUUUUAUAAUGCUUGCCCAAUUUUGUUAAUACAAAUUGGAUGAUGUUCUUUUUGUGCUUUGAUGAUGGUUAAUAUCUUGACUGUGUUGUCACGGUAAUCCUUUAAAGGUACUUUUUGAGAUAAAUUUUAAAAUGAGAAUAAAUUCUCGUUCCCUCGUUUGCAUUGUAUUUUAUUCAUGUGCAUUUAGUUCAGUACCCACCCAUGCUCGUAUGUUUGUUUUGGUGUGUUGCUGCAUUUUUUGCUGGGUAUUUAUUUCAUUGCUGUCACUUUACCACUGUUUGACUCUAAUGGUUAGUUUGAUUUGUUUAUGAACUUCAAACAUGUUCAACUCUCUAAAUGGUCAUUAUUUCAUUUUUUUCAAUUACUAAAAAGGCACAUGUGGGAUAUCUUACUUUGUACUGAUGCCUGUUCCUACUUUACCAUAUGAUGAUACUUUGUUUAACUGAGCUGCCUAGCGUUUUGUCUCGCUUGUAUUUGCUUGUUAUUCUUAAGUCAGUGUUCAUUGCGGUUUUUUUUCUACUUCAAUUAUUGCUUUAUUACUGGGAUUUUGUUUCUGGAUCAGCUCUGAAAUUUUUGGUGUCUUGUUCUCCUUCUUACCCAUUACUGUUCAGAUUUGUCAGUAGCACUUGUUUCAUAUUCCCAUAAAGGCAUGGGAACAAGACCUCUGUGCUGUUUUGAGUCUAGUGCAAUCAUCUCUUCGUCUAGUGAGAGGACUUCUGGUGGCCGUCCUCGCGGUUACUUGUAUGCAAUCCCUUUCAAUAAUCUCUCUCAACAGAAUCCAUCAUCUGAAAAUAAUUACUAUGUGACAUAAUACAUUCUCCUUCAUUCUCCCGACCAAAGUAUCUUAGUAUCAAAGAAGUUUCCAGUUUGUUCCAGUGCUUAUUGUUUUUCUUUUCCCCUUUCAGGUGGAUGCAGUCGUUUAUCUUGUGGACGCCUUCGACAAGGAGAGGUUUGCCGAGUCAAAGAAAGAGUUGGACGCCCUCCUCUCUGAUGAUUCCUUGGCCAGCGUCCCCUUCCUCAUCCUCGGGAACAAGAUCGAUAUCCCUUAUGCGGCCUCUGAGGACGAGCUCCGCUAUCACCUGGGCCUGAGCAACUUCACUACUGGAAAGGGCAAGGUGAACCUCGUGGACUCCAACGUCCGCCCACUGGAGGUCUUCAUGUGCAGCAUCGUUCGCAAGAUGGGCUACGGCGACGGCUUCAAAUGGCUCUCUCAGUACAUCAAGUAG
Molecule: messenger RNA, 2234 nt
Organism: Spirodela intermedia
Lineage: Eukaryota; Viridiplantae; Streptophyta; Magnoliopsida; Alismatales; Araceae
Source: the annotation of a GenBank genome assembly